Molecule: messenger RNA, 1595 nt
Organism: Notolabrus celidotus (New Zealand spotty)
Lineage: Eukaryota; Metazoa; Chordata; Actinopteri; Labriformes; Labridae
Product: protein quaking-B-like
Exons: 6
Coding region: 336-1370 (344 amino acids)
Biological process (GO): regulation of mRNA splicing, via spliceosome
Cellular component (GO): nucleus
Molecular function (GO): mRNA binding
Source: RefSeq, a predicted model, not a curated record
UGUGAGGGCCAGAGGGACAGACAGCUGCUGAGCGUGGAGGAGCUCCUGAGCAGAGAGCCAGGAGACAGCCGGAGCUGCUAAAGGGACAAACCUGAAGUCACUCAGGAGUCACACCAGAUUCUCCUCAAAUCUGGAUCAGUCCACCCGCCUCAGAGGAGUUUUCAAAGUCUCUGUUUUCUUGUUUAAACUUGUGGAAUUAAAACCUGAGGAGAGCAGCUCCGGGAUCCGGUCUGGGUUGGGGUCUAGAUAUUUCUUCAUGUUCUGCACCCACAGAGAAGGACCACUGUGAUCCGGACCAGAGAGUCAACUUCUGUGUAUUUAUACUGUGCUGGACCAUGGUGGGGGAGAUGGAGGGGAAGGAGAAAGCUAGACCGAGUCCGGAUUACUUGAUGCAGCUCAUGAACGACAAGAAGCUGAUGAGCAGUCUGCCUAAUUUCUGUGGGAUAUUUCAGCACCUGGAGAGACUCCUGGACGAGGAGAUCAGCCGUGUGAGGAAAGACAUGUACAUCGACACUCUGAACGGUUCAGAGAGGAUCAGCAAGCUGCCGGAGGCCGUCGGUCCCAACAUAAAUCUUCAGGAGAAACUGUAUGUCCCCACCAAGGAGCAUCCUGAUUUUAACUUUGUAGGGAGAAUCCUCGGUCCUCGUGGCCUGACAGCAAAGCAGCUCGAGACGGAGACAGGAUGUAAGAUCAUGGUGAGAGGGAGAGGCUCCAUGAGAGACAGGAAGAAGGAGGAGCAGAAUCGAGGGAAGCCAAACUGGGAGCAUCUAAAUGAGGACCUCCAUGUCCUCAUCACAGUGGAAGACGCACAGAACCGAGCUGAAAUCAAACUCAAACGAGCCGUUGAGGAGGUCAAAAGGCUGCUGGUCCCUGCUGCAGAAGGGGAGGACAGCCUGAAGAAGAUGCAGCUGAUGGAGUUAGCCAUCCUGAAUGGGACGUACAGAGACGCCAACAUCAAACCCUCCUCCCUUGCCUUCUGUCUUGCAGCAUCUUCUCAGUCUCCUCGUAUUGUCUCUGGCCCCGCCCCUGUCUUUGCCCCUCCCACUGGCAUGCGUACGCCUGCUCCCACAGGCCCCGCCCUCAUGCCUCUGAUCCGUCAGAUCCAGACUGUUCUUCCAAACGGGACGCCUCACCCCGCAGCUCUAAUGCCCGGGGCGGGGCCCGAGUCCAGUUUCAUCUAUGCAACACCGUACGAUUACCAGUACGCUUUGGCAGCACCGGCCUCCAUCUUGGAGUAUCCCCUGGACUCAGGCGGGGUGUCAGGUAAGCCGGCCCACCCUUGUUCCUGCGACUGCUCCCCCAUGCCACACCACCAUCCCCAUGGCCAGUGGAGCCCAGCCCCCACAUUACUCCUCAGACACGCCUCCUGAAAGGUGUUAAACAAGUGCCCCACCUCGACACACCCAUAUGCCUUAUCACGGUGGAUCCUGCAGUGAAGCCCACCGCUGGACGAGUCGUCACCGUGAUGUCUCCUCAAAUUACCCGACCUGAAAACCCAGUGUUUAGAGUUUAUUGUUUAAGUUAUGGUUCUGAUGUUUUUGGGAGCUGUUUGACUCCCGCUGUUCUCCCAAUAAAUCACGACUUUGAAUAUGAAA